AUGUCAAAAGAAGCACCAAACUGGCCAAUCGACGGCGGCCAUCGGGCCUGGCUCUCGACCUUUGGAGCCUGGUGGGCUAUGUUCAUUACCUUUGGUUGGGUCAAUUCCCUCGGCGUCUUCCAGUCAUACUACGAACAAACCCUCCUUCCAGACUAUUCUACCUCGUCCAUCGCAUGGAUCGCAUCAGUCCAACAAUGUCUUACAUACAGCAUGGGUAUCUUUCUCGGCAAAGUGUUUGACAACUACGGUCCACGAUGGCUUCUCGUCGUUGGAGGUCUCGCGCAGGUGUUUGGUCUCAUGAUGACGUCUAUAUCGACAGAGUAUUACCAAGUCUUUUUGUCACAGGCUAUUUGCAGUGCCCUUGGUGCCAGUGCUGUUAUGUACGGCACCGUUGGGGCGUUGGCGACCUGGUGGAAAAGUCGAAGGGCUACAGCGUAUGGGGUCGCCAUCUCGGGUUCAUCAAUCGGUGGCGUCAUUUUCCCGAUCAUGGUGAAUCGCCUUAUGCCUCGCGUUGGAUUUGGUUGGACUAUGCGAAUUGUCGCAUUCAUCAUUCUGCUUGGAGCUCUUUUCUCAAUGGCGACAAUUCGAUCGAACAGAGCCCAUGUACCAACAGCAUUCAACAUCCGGAGCUACAUCACCCCGUGCAAGGACGUGAGAUUCGCUCUUCUCUGCUUAGCCUUGACCUUUUUCGGCUUCGGAUUGUUCCUCCCAUUUAACUUUAUUCCUCUGGAGGGACAGUCAAUCGGAAUGUCGUGGGACUUAUCUAUCUACUCAAUCGUUAUUCUCAACGCCGUUAGCGUCUUUGGUCGUAUUCUGCCAGGCUUCCUCGCUGACAAGUUCGGGCGUUUCAACAUGAUGGUGAUAUGCACAACCAUGUCAGCUAUCCUGACUCUGGCGGUUUGGCUUCCUGGGAAGUCGAAUGCAGAAUUGCUCUGUUACUCGGCAUUCUUUGGCUUCUUUUCCGGUUGCUACAUCUCGUUGACUCCGGCUCUUGUCGUUGAGGUUUCACCGCCUUCCGAUAUUGGCCAUCGUACUGGUAUCCUCUAUUUCUGUAUCUCUAUCGGUGUUCUUGCUGGUAGUCCCAUUGCGGGUGCACUUGUGGAGGCUAAAGAUGGUGAUUAUACGUACCUCAAAGUGUUCUCUGGUGUGACCAUGUUAGGUGGAGCUAUAUCAAUUGCCGUUCUUUGCCUCUACAUCAAAAACCUUGCAAAGAAGCAAAAGGUGGAAUCGCAGGAGCAGGAGUAG
Fusarium odoratissimum NRRL 54006 is the source of this 1245-nucleotide messenger RNA. RefSeq lists its product as uncharacterized. The transcript has a single exon. Gene Ontology annotation, molecular function: transmembrane transporter activity. The record is from RefSeq and is a predicted model, not a curated record. Gene Ontology annotation, biological process: transmembrane transport. NCBI's taxonomy places the organism in Eukaryota, Fungi, Ascomycota, Sordariomycetes, Hypocreales, Nectriaceae. Gene Ontology annotation, cellular component: fungal-type vacuole membrane. The coding region runs from base 1 to 1245 and encodes 414 amino acids.